AUGAGUAACGCCGGAGGCCUCAACGACGACGUGCUGGCCAAGGCGCACGUCGCCUCGGCCACCGUCCAGGGCACGGGCGCCGAGACCCGCGGCUCCUUCGACGUGACGGCCGCCGCCGCCCCCGCCGUCGUCGACGACAACUACUACGACUCCAAGUCGGACGACGACUACGAGGACAAGCCGACAGAGGAGGAGCUCAACACGCUCCGCCGUGUCUCGGGCCCGAUCCACUGGGGCAUCUACACCAUCGCCUUCGCCGAGCUCUGCGAGCGCUUCUCCUACUAUGGCUCUUCCGUCCUCUACACCAACUUCGUCAUGCGCCCUCUGCCGCCCGGCUCCAAGACCGGUGCCACCUACGGCGCCGAUAUCCCCGCCGGUGCGCUCGGCAUGGGUCAGAAGGCUUCCCAGGGUGUUUCCCUGGUGAACCAGUUCUGGGCCUACCUCGUCCCCCUCUUCGGUGGUUGGUUGGCCGACGCGAAGCUUGGCCGUUACAAGGUCAUCCACAUCGCCAUCGCCGUCUCGACCCUCGCCCACAUCAUCCUCGUCAUCUCGGCCGCGCCCGGCGUCCUCUCCCAGGGCAAGGUCGCCUUCGCCCCCUUCUUCAUCGGUCUCUUCACGCUCUGCUGCGGCACCGGCCUCUUCAAGGCCAACAUUUCCCCGCUGCUGGCCGAGCAGAACAAGGACACGCGCAUGCGCGUCGAGGUCCAGAAGGGCGAGCGCGUCAUCGUCGACCCGUCCGUCACCAACACGCGCAUCUUCCUGUGGUUCUACUUCGCCAUCAACACGGGCGCCGUCGGCGGCCAGAUCUCCAUGGUCUUCGUCGAGAAGUACCACAGCUUCUGGCUCGCCUUCUUGCUGCCCACCAUCCUCUUCCUCAUCUGCCCCUUUGUGCUCUACUUCAACAAGAAGAACUACCACCUCACCCCUCCCACCGGCUCCGUCCUCGAGAAGUUCUUCCGCAUGUCCAGCUUCGCCGCCAAGCGCUCCGGCGGCUACACCAAGCUCAACUGGGAGAACGCCAAGCCCAGCAACAUCCCCGUCGCCGAGCGCCCCGGCUGGUUGACCUACGACGACGCCUGGGUUGACGAAGUCCGCCGCGGUCUCAUGGCCUGCAAGGUCUUCCUCUUCCUGCCCAUCUUCUUCCUCGCCUACAACCAGAUGACCAACAACCUGACCUCCCAGGCCGGUUCCAUGGUCCUCGGCGGCGCCCCCAACGACGUCAUCCAGAACCUCAACCCGCUGUCCAUCAUCAUCAUGAUCCCCAUCCUUGACCACCUGAUCUACCCGGGCUUCCGCAAGAUGGGCUUCAACUUCACCCCCAUCAAGCGCAUGACCACCGGUUUCUUCUUCGCCGCCUCGGCCAUGGUCGCCGCCGCCGUCAUGCAGCACUACAUCUACCAGAUGUCUCCUUGCGGCGACCACGCCACCAUCUGCGAGGAGGGCCCUGCCCAGAUCAACGUCUGGGCCCAGUGUCUCCCCUACAUCUUCGUCGGUCUGGCCGAGAUCUUCACCAACGUCACCUCGUACGAGUACGCCUUCUCCAAGGCCCCCGAGAACAUGAAGUCCCUGGUCAUGUCCGUCAACCUCGCCAUGAGCGCCGUCUCCGCCGCCAUCGGCCAGGCCUUCACCCCUCUGUCCGACGACCCCCUCCUGGUCUGGAACUACGCCUGCGUCGCCAUCAUCGCCUUCAUCGGUGGUGUCGCCUUCUGGUUCUGCUUCAAGCACCUCGACCACGAGGAGGACGAGCUCAACCAGCUCAAGAAGACAAAGUUCCUCGGCACCAACCAGCCCAACGCCGUGGCUCGCGACGACGCUGCCGCCCAGGCUCACGUCUCCGAGAAGGUCUAA
Colletotrichum higginsianum IMI 349063 is the source of this 1848-nucleotide messenger RNA. RefSeq names its product POT family protein. Bases 1 to 1848 code for a protein of 615 amino acids. NCBI's taxonomy places the organism in Eukaryota, Fungi, Ascomycota, Sordariomycetes, Glomerellales, Glomerellaceae. Gene Ontology annotation, molecular function: dipeptide transmembrane transporter activity. Gene Ontology annotation, cellular component: membrane. The record is from RefSeq and is a predicted model, not a curated record. The transcript has 2 exons. Gene Ontology annotation, biological process: transmembrane transport.